Penicillium malachiteum is the source of this 1203-nucleotide messenger RNA. RefSeq lists its product as uncharacterized. The record is from RefSeq and is a predicted model, not a curated record. The transcript is spliced from 2 exons. Lineage: Eukaryota; Fungi; Ascomycota; Eurotiomycetes; Eurotiales; Aspergillaceae. Bases 1 to 1203 code for a protein of 400 amino acids.
AUGUUGCAUAUCAACAAUAUCCUCGAAACAAUGCCUAUCCACAGGAAGACGAUAGCACCUUUGAGCAAAAUUCAUCAAUCCGAUCAGAAAAAUAUGGGAAACGCCCCUGUGUCAUCCCUCGUCUCAAACGUCUUCGGUGGCUCAUUCUUCAGUCCAUUCGUGCGCGCCCGAGCCCCAGAACUAGAAGAAACAUGGCCAAUAACUGAAACGGAAUUCCUUAAAUUCCUCGAUGACCUGAACGAGUCCUUCAUCGCCAAUCCAGCAUUACAAGCCGCGGACGGAAUCAGGAAUCUCCUCGGCUUCGCUCCGUCCGCUACACUACAAAUUGUCGGGGGAAGCAUGAAACUGGCUGCGGAAUUGGGAACAGUUGCCGCGUCGAAGAUCCGAACAAAGAAAUACAUGAAGAAGGCGAACGCGGAAAUUUUUGAACCCAAGGGUCUGCAUGCGAGAUUGUGCAAAACUGAGAAAAUGCUGGCAAUGGCUGGUUUGCCUAAUGAUAAGAAUUUAUUUAUGCCAACUGCGCCUACGCCGCUUGGACCGGGAACACAGAAUGUGCCGCAACCUCCACCAGGUGAGGAUAUUAAAAUGGUUAUCAGGAAGCGGAUGGCUGCUUUGGGUGAUAAUUUUAUGCCUUUUUCUCUUGAUAAUGUUGCGCCGCCUGCUGAGCAGAAGAGUUGGAUGAAGAAGAUGGGGCAGAAGGCUGCUGCUGAUGCUGAGAAGGAGCAAUUGAAUAAGAUGCAUGGAUUGUCGGAUAGAAAGGAUGUUGAGGAGGAACAAGAAAAAGUGCAGAAGGUUCAGAGGAAGAUCAAUGAUCUGUUAUACAGGAUGCAGAGCAUGAAUCCUAGUACUAAGGAUUAUAGGAAAAAGCAGGAGGAUUUGAGGAGGGAUAUGGGUGACCUCAAUAAAGAUCUACGGGAUGCUGAGCGGGAUUUACAGAAGGAGUUGAAUAAGGCUAUGGGUAAGGAUGGGGAGCUGCAGGCUAAGAUGAAGAAAGAUGGUGGGAAGAAGCAAGCGAAGGAGGCGAACAAAAUCUUGUGGCUCGUUAUUGCUGACAAGAAGGCCUUCACCGAGGGCGAUGAUGAUUGGGAUUCGGAUGAUGGGAAAGGAUCUGAUCAGAAAGGUAUGAGUGUAAAGCAGUCUGGAAGUGGUCGAAGUAUUGGAACGGAAGAAAAGAAGUCACGCCGCUGGUGGAGUAAGAAAUGA